Messenger RNA from Aspergillus puulaauensis, 1059 nucleotides. RefSeq lists its product as uncharacterized. Bases 1 to 1059 code for a protein of 352 amino acids. The record is from RefSeq and is a predicted model, not a curated record. Lineage: Eukaryota; Fungi; Ascomycota; Eurotiomycetes; Eurotiales; Aspergillaceae. The transcript is spliced from 2 exons.
AUGGUGUUCGGUUUGGGUCGUUCUUCAUCGUCUAAGCGCUCUUCCAAGGGUGUUGGGGGCUCUCACAGCAGUGUCCCUAGCUCUCUCAGCAGUGCUUCCAGGUCCUCUGCGUCCUCCAGGUCCAGCUCGAGAACCGGCUGGGAAUAUCUCAGUGACAGGUCUUCUCAAAGCUCUCAGAACUCUCGAAGCUCCCAGAACUCGCGGAGCUCCCAAAGCUCCUAUUACUCUGGCGCAUCCUCUUCCACCAUCCGCCCUGGCUCCUUCCAUACAGUUCGGCCCACGGGUCUCACUGCCAACAGCAUGAGGGCAUACGACAGGGCCAGCGGGAAUCGUAUGGACGAUCUGGACUCCGUUGGCGCUGGCUCAUCAGUCUCCCAGGACCGGUAUGGCAAUCCUAGACGUUCCAAGGGCAGUAGUCGCAGCCGGUCAAGGCAGCCUGCGUCAGAUGUGACUUCUCAAAGCUCUACCAGCACCAUCACCCCCAAUAUUGUCACUAUCCGGCCCAAGGGAGUCCACGCCAAUUCCGACCUGGGGUCUGUGAGGUCCAAUGGCUCUAGCAGUGUCAAUAGCCGCUCCUCUAGCAGUGUCAAUAGUCGUUCCUCUAGCAGUGUCCGUAGCCGUUCCCGGGCACCUAGUCGUCUGCGAGAAAUCUACCCUGAUUCAGACUCGGGGUCGCCCAAUAUUCAAUAUGCGGCCCCUAGAGGUCUUGGGGUGCCUCCUACCCGGCCCCCGACGAGCUAUCCUUACUCGGAUAUGCAGUCGGUGGAUUCAUCUCAGUCGUACAGUGACACUUACAGUGACGUUUACAGUAACAGCUACAGUGACACACCCACAGGCAUGGAUAUGGUUCCUCAACCACCGUCCAGCUACACUUCGUCUGACCUUGAUUCCCUCGAGUCGUCAGGUUAUGGACCGCCUGCCAGUGGUGCGACUGGAGACGUGUGUCGACAGUGCGGCAGUAGCUCGGCCUCUGGGGCUCCUAUGCCUGGAUCAGGGCGAUUCCCUGGCGGUGGUUCAAACAUCACCGUCGUGUAUACUCUCCUACGGUACAGAUUAUAG